GAGUCAUAUGAGCAUUCGGGUAUCUACCGCAGUGAAGCGCAUUGGGUCAUCUCCAGGCAGGAUACGAGGAUCUUGUCACAGGUCUGGAGAGCGACUUCUUGUCAGACCUGCAAUUAUCUAGGUUGUUCUCAAGUGGGAGGUCACCUCUCUGCACUACAAGGGACCGUACAAGGUAACCUGCCCGGUGAACAUCCCUCAACCAAUGCUUGAAUCAUCGCACAAACAACCAUAGAGAUCUGGUGCGAAGCAGACGACAGUCAAACCCCAGAGAAAGUAACGCUUACCCAUCACUUCUGUGCUCCAUCAUGGCCGACUCUGAACUUGCAACAAGGGCUCCCGAAUCUGAUGCCAUGGAACCUCAAGUCGAACCCUCUGCAAUCUCAUCGGCAGAUUCAAAAGCCCAAACUGGUCCCAGUAUGGGGGAACACUGCGUAACAGACCGCCCGGCACCAGAUAGUCGUCAGCCGUCCGGCGAAAUGUCCAAGAUGGGUGACGUCGACGUCUACAUCUCCAAGCCGGCCGACUAUCCAAACACUCCAGCCAAUCUUCUCCUCCUCCUGACUUCUGGCACGGGUGUGCACUCGGUAAACAAUCAGAUUCAAGCAGACAUGUUCGCCGCCGAAGGGUUUGUUGUGAUCAUGCCCGACCAAUUCAACGGUGAUCCGGCACCGAGUUCCAACAAGACUACAGUGCUCACGUCUCCCACCUCUCCUGGGGAACCACCGCACAGUCCGGGCAUUCUCGAACGAAUAAAGCUCGGUGCCGCCGAGACGGCCAAAUCGUUCCUCGUGGAUAUGUGGCUAGCCCGCCAAACACCGGAGAAAGUUCUUCCCAUCUUAUUCAAGGUGAUCGAGACGUGCAAAGACGAAUAUGCGGAUGCUGUCGCCCAUGGACAAGGGAUCUAUAGCGUGGGAUACUGCUUUGGUGGAAAGUAUGUGAUUAUGCUAGCCGGCGAACAUCCUGACCCUCCUAUGCAAGGGCCAGGGGGGAAGGAUGAAGAAGAAGGGAUGAUCAAGAAGGAGCCGCUUAUUAAGGCGGGCGCUGCAGCGCAUGCGACCUUGGUGACGCGCGAGGACCUCAAGGCCAUCAAGGCGCCUCUGACAAUGGUUUGUGUCGAGAAUGACCCUCUAUUUCCCGACGAAGUGCUGGAAGUUGGUCGGAAACACCUUGCAGCAAGCCGCAUUGAGCAUGAGAUCAAGACAUACCCUGAGGUUCCGCAUGGAUUUGCGGUGUAUGGAGAUUACGAUUCGCCUGAGAUCAAAAGAGCCCAGGCAGCGGCAUUUCAACAAAUGCUGGACUGGCUGAAGUCGCACUGAUGCUUCUUUCCUGUUCAAGGAUGUUUGACGGCAAUAGAUAGCUCGUAUGAGCCAUAACGAUACCCAGGAAUCAAUAAUGAAAUCGGAAGGAUAACGUGGUCAGGGCGCCAGGAGAUUGUUUGAGUUGGUUUCAUUGUACCUCGCUCAAAUACUUCAGGGGCGCACUUUGCCCAGGACGCCUGAAUCAGUUCAGAACUGGUCUUUAUCAAGCAGAAACCGGAAGAUCCCGUUGUGC
Cladophialophora immunda is the source of this 1551-nucleotide messenger RNA. RefSeq lists its product as uncharacterized. Gene Ontology annotation, molecular function: hydrolase activity. The record is from RefSeq and is a predicted model, not a curated record. The coding region runs from base 306 to 1316 and encodes 336 amino acids. Lineage: Eukaryota; Fungi; Ascomycota; Eurotiomycetes; Chaetothyriales; Herpotrichiellaceae. The transcript has 3 exons.